Cladophialophora psammophila CBS 110553 is the source of this 1530-nucleotide messenger RNA. RefSeq lists its product as uncharacterized. Gene Ontology annotation, molecular function: transcription cis-regulatory region binding; DNA-binding transcription factor activity, RNA polymerase II-specific; zinc ion binding. The record is from RefSeq and is a predicted model, not a curated record. Gene Ontology annotation, biological process: DNA-templated transcription; regulation of DNA-templated transcription. Bases 1 to 1530 code for a protein of 509 amino acids. Gene Ontology annotation, cellular component: nucleus. The transcript has 4 exons. Lineage: Eukaryota; Fungi; Ascomycota; Eurotiomycetes; Chaetothyriales; Herpotrichiellaceae.
AUGCCGGUGAAUAUUCCACCAUUCCAAUUCUCCAAUAUUGUGUUUGAUGGCUUUCACGACGCCAUUUCAAAAGGCUACGUCAGCUUUGAGCAAGCCGAGGUCUCACUGCAGAUCUUUCGGGGCCAGGCUUGCAAUUUCCCGUUUGUCGUUAUCGAUCCAACGAUUGGAUUGGACAUUUUUCGCCGCAAGAGGCCAUUUCUUCUCCUCUCGAUCCUCACCUUUGCUGCACAGUCGAAUCUUGCGCUCCAGCAGAAACUGGAGACCGAGCUCAAGGAGUCGUUGAGUCGAAGACUGAUUGUGGAAGGUGAAAAGAGCCUGGAUCUCCUCCAGGGGCUCCUGGUCUAUUUGAAUUGGUAUCAUUUCCACUUCGAUCCCGCACGUCAACAAUUGUAUCCGCUCUUGCAGAUGGCCAAUUCUGUUGCUCUUGAGCUUGGCCUAGACAGACCAGUGCGACAGCAAUUACCGAUAAACCUCGCAAGUCUCGUCCCAGAACUCCUCAUCAAAUCCCGACUCCCGAUCGAAGAAGUUGAAGGAAGGAGAGCUCUUCUCGGGUGCUAUUGUCUGUCCUCGUCGAUGUGCUUCACAAUGAGAAAGCCAAACAAUCUCCCACACAGUGCUUAUAUCAGCGCAUGUGGCGAGUUGCUUGCAGGGAUUGGAGCCGCAGAGUCGGAUGCCCUUCUUCCGAUCUGUGUCCACCUACAGCGACUUCAGGAAGACAUUAACCAAUCAUUUAGAUACAACAGAGCAGAUCAACAAGGCGAGCUGGACUCCGAAAAGAUCGAAACACUCUGCAUCAAGUUUGAACAGCAGAUAGAACAGUCACGGUCAGCUUUUCCACCUGAAAUCUGGAAUAAUGCUAAAGUAGUUUCUUCUUAUCAUGCGAUCAAGAUCUAUGCAAGAGAGAUCGGUUUCCACGCCCAACCACCUUCUGCAUUCAGCGUGCCUACUCCGGGGUCGGGUCCACCAUGGUACAUUUCGCCUGCUCGACAUAAUAGCUUGCUCGGGUGUUUGGAAGCCACGACGGAGUACCUGGACCAUCUCUUGUCUCUCUCGACGAGCAAUAUCCUCGGCUUCACCACGCCUGACCUCCUGAGGUUGCUCUACGCCGUGCUGGUCUUAGGGAGGUUCUCCAAUGGCGUUGAUGCCCCCUUACUGGAUGCCAACCUCCUGCGUACUGUGGCGAAUCUGCGAUACUACCUUGAAUCUCUCGCGGCCAAAUUCCGAGACGUCCUUGCUACUAUUCACAACCCGUCCGAACAUUAUCUAGUGUACUUGCGUCGCUUGGUUGAGGACUCGAAAAGGUGGUAUACACCGGCUUUGCCAGGCCCUCCAACCUUCCGUGAGGACUUAUUUUCUCCCGAUCCCAUGCAAAUGACUCAGAAAGCGCUUCCCACAGGGCAAGACAACUGCUUAGACGUCCCCGGCGGUCUGGCAGGCCGUCCAGACUUCGUAUCUGCUUGGGACAAACCAGCCGCAAGCUCGGACCCUUCAGAUCUAUUUAUCAAGUGGGGUGACACUGGAACCGGGUGA